Syngnathoides biaculeatus (alligator pipefish) is the source of this 1797-nucleotide messenger RNA. RefSeq names its product C1q and TNF related 13 (gene c1qtnf13). The record is from RefSeq and is a predicted model, not a curated record. Bases 355 to 1431 code for a protein of 358 amino acids. The transcript has 4 exons. NCBI's taxonomy places the organism in Eukaryota, Metazoa, Chordata, Actinopteri, Syngnathiformes, Syngnathidae. Gene Ontology annotation, molecular function: protein binding.
GUUAAGCCCUUCCACAACAGCUGACAACAUUUUUCAGUGCCCAAUGCAAGGAAGAAAAAGCAAAUCACGGAUUGGUCAGCACAUCCACAGAAGAACACACUGGCUCUAGUACCUGGGAUGCACUUGUCAUUCAAAAGGGCUCGAGGGUGGACCCAAAUGCACGACUCCGACGCCGCAUACUGGAACACCUGGGCUGAAGAUUGGAGGAUGGUGCAGAGCUCCUCCUCUUGACAUAUGGAUGCAGACAAAGGCUUUACGCUUCAGGCCUGACAUGAGAUGUCAUUGGGAUAUUAGCAGUUGACCAGCGACCACCUCACCAGAACUUUGUUUGUUUAAAAAAAAAAAAAUAGGAACAUGUUGGGAAUUCAUAGGCUGCAUUGCUCAACUGUGGAAUGGGGCCUGCAAUAUUACCUUGCAGCUUUACUGAUCAUGAUCACCUGGUCUGGCCCAGUCUCACCCCUGUAUGCCCCUCCAGUGACAGCGGGUCUCCGCUCGGCUUUCUCUGCAAUACGCACUAGUAGCAUAGUAGGGGGCAAGCAGAGUGCCGUGACUUUUAACAAGCUUUCGGUCAAUAUUGGAAGGGAUUUCAAUCCAGACACGGGUUACUUUCGGUGCCGUGUCCCAGGAGUGUACUACUUCUCCUUCUCAAUGGGGAAAUUUCCAAAGAAAAUGCUGUCUGUCAUUUUGGUGAAGAAUGGGCAGGAGGUGCAUGCCAUGGCAUAUGAUGACUACCGUAAAAAGGGCAGGAAAGUUGAAAGCCAGAGCAUCAUGAUCACAUUGGAGGAAAUGGACACAGUGUGGUUGCUGUUGCAGCAGAGUUCUCAGUACGCUUUAUACAGCAAUGCCGGCCCUUACAUCACCUUCUCUGGUUACCUCGUCUAUCCUGAGACCUCUUCAAGCAGAUAUAUCAGCAACCACCUGACUCCUCACCCAAACUGUCCCCCUGAGGCUGAAUCCUGGGUCAGACAUCAACCAUCGGAGCAGCCGCGAUCGGCCUUUUCUGUGGCACGGACGUCUACGUUCAUUGGUCAGAGUCGAAAGCCGCAGCACAAGUUGCCGCUGACCUUCGAUGUAGAACUAGUCAACAUUGGGGGGCAUUUUAACAAAUCUUCUGGCAGGUUCACAUGCUACUUCCCGGGGGCUUAUUAUUUUGCAUUCACGGUGGGGAAACACCCUCGCAAGGCUGUUUCUGUGAAGCUGAUGACUGGUGAGGGUGUGGUGCAGGCCAUGGUAUUUGACGAGGACACGUCAAAGCGACGGGAGAUGCAGAGUCAGAGCUUGAUGCUGUCUCUUCGCCAGGGUGACACUGUGUGGCUUUACAGUCAGCACGAUAAUCGCUAUGCAGUGUACAGCAACCAAGGGAGGUACACCACCUUCUCAGGCUUCUUGGUGUAUCCUGAAGCCAACCCACACUCACAGACUCACAAAUAAGGGCAGAAGUCAAUAAAUGGCAGCAUUGCUGUUUAUUUUCAUUUUUAGGACAACUGUGUAAAAGUAGUUAAAAGUAUUUUGCUAUUUUGUUGUUAUUUGCAAUGGCGGUCUACAGUAUCUAAAUCUAUGAGGUGUCAAAAUUCAUGAGCAGACAUUUCCACGAGGUGGUGCUGUGACAUAAUUAAUUCAAAAGUUGAAAUUCACUGGUCAAAUGUUUCGCUUCCUAAAAUACCAUGUACAUGGAGAAUAUGAGACAGUUUGAUUGAUACUGCAUGUAAUAGGAAGUUUUAGAUAAAACAGUAUUAAAGCAUGAGGCUAAUCGUGUAAAUUUUGUAUAAUGAUCUUGUGAAUUGGACUACAUGGGUC